Messenger RNA from Acanthoscelides obtectus, 1349 nucleotides. The record is from the annotation of a GenBank genome assembly. NCBI's taxonomy places the organism in Eukaryota, Metazoa, Arthropoda, Insecta, Coleoptera, Chrysomelidae.
CCUCAGUCCGCGCUACUGACAUCAUCUGUACGUCUGCGGUAUAUAACAACAAAUUGUAUACCAUCCGCAUAAGACAGCUUCAACAUAUUUGUUGCGUUCCGUCUGCCAGUUAGUAUCUUUAGGUUUACCGGUGAAAAUGAAGUUCCUCUGUGUUGUAGUGCUACUAAUCGGCGCGGCCAGCUGUAGGAAGCUGCCUUCCUUCAUAGAAAUAUGCCACAGAAAAGAUCCACAAAUCAACAAAUGUUUGCAACGGAACGUUGAGAUUUUAAGGCCACGGUUGAAAAAUGGAAUACCUGAAAUGCAGAUUCCCGGCUUCAACCCCUUGGUGAUUUCUCAAGCUACCCUUAGUGGUGGAGUCAGUUUCGAGGCUAUUUUCAAUAACAUAAGGAUGUAUGGAGCAGAUGAUUUUAUUAUGGACAGGUUUGAAGUCACUACGGACCCAAAGUUCCGUUUUGAUUUGGAUAUACAUUUCGACAAGUUGAGGAUAUUGUCAGAUUACAAGAUUAAUGGCAGACUCCUUGUGUUGCAGCUCAAUGGAGCAGGUCCUGCAGAUGGAAAUUACACAAACGUGAAAGCUCACUUGACAACCGAAGGCGAGCACUACCAGAAGAACGGCAAGGACCACGUACGUUUCGUAGACAAGAAAAUUGAUCUGAGCAUCGGCAGCACGAAUUUGUACUUCGACCACAUCUUGGGUGACAACGAUCAGCUGAAUGUGCAAACCAACCGAAUUAUCAACGAAAACAGUCAAGAGAUUAUUAAGGAACUGUCACCUGUCAUCACCAAGGUUAUCGGAGAAUUCGUCUUCGGCAUCGCCAAUAGGAUCUUCGAGAGAUACUCAUACGAUGAUCUGUUCCCCCUAUAGACUACAAACUAGACAUAGUGAUAGAUUAAGAGUGGUAUGUGAGGAGUGUCUCCACCUGGCAACUAAUAACUUGCUUCGUUGCUUAAGAUGUGGCCAUCCUUACCCGAAUUCAAGCUGACUAUACACACUUAUAAUCAGUAUAUUUUAGAGUGCGAGGCCAGCUUAAACUCAGGAAGGAUAGUAACACUGUAGUGAUUGAUUCGCGUGAAUCGUGGUCGUUUACAUGAGAUGUGUAAGGCGACUCUAUCUCCAGUCCGAAUAGUCAAACUUCAGGUAUUUCUGGUAAUAUAUGACUAGAUAACCAUGUCAGUCAUUGUAGUACAAUAGUAUAUUUAAUAGCGUAACGACCAUGAUCCAGGAUAUAUUAAACAACAACACCUGCACCUUAUUUUGUGGAUUUCAUGCUGUCUAUCUGACUUUUGGAAAAGGUCGGCAUGGUGGACGAAAACAAUAAAAAGUCAUUUAUACAUGUGUGGUUUCAUUC